CGAGCCGUGCGAUGGGGGAGGCGCCCAGCCCCGCGCCCGCGCUCUGGGACUGGGACUACCUGCACCGCUGCUUCGCCCGCCAUCGCGUCUGCAUCUCCUUCGGCCUGUGGAUCUGCGCCUCCUUCUGCUGGAUCGCCACCCACGCGCUGCUUCUCUAUCUGAGAUGUGCAAAGAAAUCCAGACGGGACCAGACGGCGCUGUGUGCUGCGUGCUGCCUCCUGACCAGCCUGUGUGACACCGUUGGGGCGAUUCUGGCCAGACAGCUCACGAUCCAGGUUUUCACUGGUGCCUACCUAGCGGCUGUUGACUUGGGGAACUUUGUGUUCAUUCUCUUCCCAGUCUGUGGCUCCAGACACAAGUCUAACUCGGGUCGGGGGUCCCGGGAGAGGAAGAGGAGACGGCGGCUCAGGGCCAGCGUGUUUGCCCUGGCGCUGCCGCUGAGUCUGGGCCCAGGCUGGGCUCUCUGGGCCACUGUCCCAAAGGCUUCAGGCGUCGUCCGAGGGCCACAGCGGAGGCUGCUGGGAAGCUUUCUGCAGGAUGACACUGAAAUCCUCGGCUACCUGCUGGGUGGCAUCGCCGCCCUCGGCUCCUGGGCUUCCCGGAUACCCCCACUCUCCAGAAUCUGCCAGGGUAAGACGUUUCCCUCCAUCCACCUGUGGACUCGGUUCCUGUCUGCCCUGGCUGGCCUCCUCUACGCCUCAGCCAUCGUGGCCCAUGACCGGCGGCCUGACUACCUGCUUCGGGCCACACCCUGGUUCCUGACCUCCCUGGGCCGUGCCUCGCUGGACCUUGCUAUCAUCUUCCUUUCCUGCGUGAUGAAGAGCAAGAUGAGGCGGGCCUUAGGAUUCGCCUCUGAAGCCAGAGAGAUCCCCGACACGCAAGCCCUCUUGACCUGUGCAGAGAAAGAGGAAGAAAAUCAGGAGGCGAGGAACGAGAAUGCAGAUUGGGUGCCUCUCAUGACACUGCCCCACUGCAAGCCACUCAGGACGAUGGCAGCCAUCAGUCGCUACAUGGAGCUGACCAUCGAGCCAGUGCAGGAGGCAGGCUGCAGCGCCACCAGGCUGCCCGGCGACGGUCAGACGAGCACUGGAGACGUGUCCCUGCAGGAGCCCCCCUCGUACCCUCCCGUUCAGGUCAUCCGGGCCUGCGUGUCUUCCAGCAGCUCCUCCGAGGUGUCCUCCAUCAACUCCGACCUCGAGUGGGACCCUGAAGAUGUAAACCUCAAAGGGAACAAAGAUGACGUGGAGAAGCUCAGAUCCCAGGUGCACAGCUGCUCUAUGAGGCCAGUGGGCUUGACCUCUGAUGAGUAACACUUUCUGGAGCCAGCUCAUCAGUUCAGAGCCCUAGGCCAAGUGUUUGUCAGGAACUGAGCAGGGAUAAACCUUCAGUGACACCUGUGGCAGGAAUGUAAGCUUCUGCUGAGGCUGCCAUGAAAUUGAGGAACCAGGAGUUGUCACUGAGCCUGGCUGGUCUGAGCCAUGGCUCAAAAUGGAGCUAAGACUUUGUGUCCUGUGGACAGACCUAGACAUGCCCAGAGUUUGUUCUGAAGAUUAGAAGUUCACAGACCACUCUUGCUUUGAGAUAUAAACCUUCAUCUAAGGGACAUUGGACUCUCUUUUCCCUUUCCUUUUAGAUUCAGCCAUACUCUAAAUAUCUGGUGGGUGCCAGGAAGGAGUUCAUCUACCAAACAGCUAAUGUGCUUGGGUCUCAGUAGAGCCCCAUUCUGCAAGACCUGGCCAAGCCUAGUUGAUGAGAGGAGUGGGCCCAUGUUCUGGGGGUCUGGGACACAAUCACAGGUACUGAUGGGACCUGGCUCCUGCCCUCUGGUCACCCACUUUUCUGUGGGAAGUUAGAGCUAGGACUGCUUGGUCAACCAGGUGUUUGUGAGAUCAUUGGUAUUGCAAGGACAAGCAAAGCAAACUGCUCUGGGUACCAGGACUUGCUCCAACCUGGCAAGGUGUGUGCUGGGAUGUGGUUUGCAGGUUAGGGGGACUGUCUGCUUCAGGAGGUGACUGAGAGCAUGCAG
Messenger RNA from Ceratotherium simum simum (southern white rhinoceros), 2026 nucleotides. It is a transcript of the gene TMEM44, whose product is annotated as transmembrane protein 44. NCBI's taxonomy places the organism in Eukaryota, Metazoa, Chordata, Mammalia, Perissodactyla, Rhinocerotidae. The record is from RefSeq and is a predicted model, not a curated record. Gene Ontology annotation, molecular function: basic amino acid transmembrane transporter activity.